UGUAAAGGUUAAACACCCAAAUUUGUUUUGUAAUUUUUAAUUGACAAAUUAGAAUCAUGUGGGCAUGUCAACUGACAAAUUUAAUUACUCCCUCAUUCUAACUCACUUAGUAUUUAAAUAUAUCAUAUUUAUAUAUUUUCUCCAAAUAGAAAUGGAGUUGAUUUAUUCAAAAAAUGUUUACAGACUUUUAUUGCAAGCGGUUAUUACGAUUAAUUAAUAAGAAUGUACGAAGAAUUACAAUGGCACGACUCUGGUUAAAAUGUUUAUUAUUCAUAUUUAUAAUAUCAAUAAUAAUAUUUAUUUAUUCCCUAUUAAAUGUUCCGUCAGACGUCAAAGUAAAUAAAAAAAUAAUACCAUCGGUGGAGAGUAAAUUAACAAGCGAGUCAAUUUAUUCAAAACCGCCGAUAAAUAAUUAUGAAAAUGAUUGCAAUUACAUUGAAAUUGCGAUGGUCUGCGCUGGUUACAAUUCGACACAAUCGUUAAUUACUGUUAUAAAGUCAUUAUUAUUUUAUCGCACUAAGCCGUUAAGUUUUCACUUUAUCGUUGAUGAAAUAUCCAAUAGAACAUUGACUGUUUUAUUUAAAACAUGGAAUUUACCACACGUUAACGUGACAUUUUAUCCAGCAAGUGUCUGGAUACCAAAGGUAUCAUGGAUUCGAAACAAACAUUACUCAGGCGUUUACGGUCUUCUGAAACUAAUUUUACCAGAAAUUCUUAGUAUUGAAAAAGCUGUACUACUGGACACAGACGUUACUGUGCUGAAUGACAUCUACGACCUGUGGAAAAUAUUUAAUAAAAUGGACAGUGAUGAUAAAAAUAAAUAUAUAUUGGCGUUGGCUGAAAACCAAAGUGACUGGUAUAGAAAAAUUUCCGAAGGUGGACAGAGACCCUGGCCGGCUAUUGGUCGCGGCUUUAACACUGGAGUCAUGCUGAUGAAUCUGAAAGCUCUUCGGGAAAAUAAAUUUAGUGAAUUGUGGAUCAAUACUACCCAGCUUGUUAUCAAAGAGCUUUACGAAACGAGUUUAGCCGAUCAAGAUAUUAUUAAUGCUGUUAUCAAGGAUAAUCCGCAGAUGGUUUUUAUAUUAGACUGUACAUGGAAUGUUCAACUGAGUGAUCAUACGAUUAGCGACCAAUGUUAUAGCAGCGCCAAACAAAUCCGAAUUCUCCAUUGGAAUUCACCGCGGAAGCAAAAUGUAAAAAACAAAAAUUCAAACGAUUUCAAUAAAAUGCAUAAAAUAUUUCUCGACAUGAACGGCAACUUGUUGAGGCGUAAAUUGUUUGGCUGCGAUCCAACCCAGAACCUCCCAUAUACAGAGGCCGCUGACAAUUGUCAAAAAUUUACAAAAAGUUCAUCGAUAACUUAUCGCACGCAUUUAUUUUUGCGCGAGUAUCAGUACGACAAUUACAUAGACGCAGACGUCGGUCUUGUAACGCAGUGUAGUUUUGAUAGAAUAACUCUGCUAGAUGAAUUGUGCAGACGAUGGCCUGGAACGAUUAGUGUCGCUGUUUAUUUAACAGACGCCGAAGUUCAGUCGUUUCUUGAGUUCAUUCGUAACUCAGAUGUACUGAGAAUCAGAAAAAAUAUCGCAUAUCAUGUUGUCUAUAAAGACGGAGAAUUUUAUCCUAUAAAUUAUUUACGUAAUGUCGCAAUAUCACAAAUAUCAACUCCGUAUAUAUUUCAAUUGGAUAUUGAUUUUUUACCACCAAUAAAUUUAUAUGAAAAAUUGAUAUCAUAUAUUUAUAAGCUAAAUAUCAAUGAAACUGAUGCCGUUUAUAAAAAUGCAUUAAUUGUACCAGCCUUUGAAACCCAACGUUACAGAUUCACAUUUCCCGUCAAUAAAGAAGAGUUACUAAAAUAUCUGAGUUACGGUGUUUUGUACACGUUCCGUUAUCACGUAUGGACAAAAGGUCACGCCGCGACUAAUUACAGUAAUUGGAAAUCGGCUAUCGAACCUUAUCAAGUGACAUGGGAGCCAGAUUUCGAGCCUUAUAUCGUAGUACAUAAAUCAGCGCCACUGUACGAUGAACGAUUCAUCGGUUUCGGAUGGAACAAAGUCUCAUAUAUAACUCAUUUAACUGCCUUGGGAUACAGUUAUAUUGUGCUGCCCGACGUUUUUAUUAUUCAUCGUCCACAUGCUCCCAGUUUAGAUAUCGGAAAAUUUCGUACUGACUCUCUAUACCGCAGGUGCCUUAAAAAGUUGAAGGAUCGAUUCGUUGACGAACUGAUCGCUAAAUAUGGAGACAGCUCUCUGAAGAUAUUAAAAAAAACCAAAGAAUGAAAUAUUUUAUUGUUAAGCUGUAAUAAUUGUUAGUUUUUUUAUUAUUGAAAGUUUAUACUGUACCGACAA
Molecule: messenger RNA, 2348 nt
Organism: Microplitis demolitor
Lineage: Eukaryota; Metazoa; Arthropoda; Insecta; Hymenoptera; Braconidae
Product: xylosyl- and glucuronyltransferase LARGE1
Exons: 12
Coding region: 174-2279 (701 amino acids)
Biological process (GO): protein O-linked glycosylation via mannose
Molecular function (GO): glucuronosyltransferase activity; xylosyltransferase activity
Source: RefSeq, a predicted model, not a curated record